AUGUCCUCCUUGUACAGCGUUGCGGGAAAGAAACGGCUCGGGCAAAGCCAGCCCAAGUUCGCUCUCUGCACACCUCGAGCACCUCGCGGACGGCGUGAGUCCGUCAGCUCUGGGACCUGCGGCCACUACCUGCGCGCCCCGGGGCGUAGGACGGUCCACAUGAAGAAGGGCAUCUGCCCCAUCUGCUUCAAGAACGAGAUGGACUUCUGGAAGGUGGAUCUCAAGUUCCUGGACGACUGUUGCAAGAGCCACCUGAGCGAGAAGCGCGAGGAACUGGAGGAGAUCGCGCGCCGCGUGCAGCUCAUCUUGGACGACCUGGGCGUGGACGCGGCUGAGGGCCGCUGGCGCCGCUGCCAGAAGUGCGUCUGGAAGUUCCUGGAGAAGCCUGAGUCGUCGUGCCCGGCGAGAGUGGUGGCCGUGCUCUCCUUCCUGCUCAUCCUCGUCUCGUCUGUGGUCAUGUGUAUGGGCACCAUCCCCGAGCUGCAGGUGCUGGACGCCGAGGGCAACCGCGUGGAGCACCCAACGCUGGAGAACGUGGAGACGGCAUGCAUCGGCUGGUUCACCCUGGAGUACCUGCUGCGCCUCUUCUCGUCGCCCAAUAAGCUGCACUUCGCGCUGUCCUUCAUGAAUAUCGUGGACGUGCUGGCCAUCCUCCCCUUCUAUGUGAGCCUCACGCUCACGCACCUGGGUGCCCGCAUGAUGGAACUGACCAACGUGCAGCAGGCCGUGCAGGCGCUGCGGAUCAUGCGCAUCGCGCGCAUCUUCAAGCUGGCCCGCCACUCCUCGGGCCUGCAGACCCUCACCUAUGCCCUCAAGCGCAGCUUCAAGGAACUGGGGCUGCUGCUCAUGUACCUGGCAGUGGGCAUCUUCGUCUUCUCUGCCCUGGGCUACACCAUGGAGCAGAGCCACCCAGAGACCCUGUUUAAGAGCAUCCCCCAGUCCUUCUGGUGGGCCAUCAUCACCAUGACCACCGUCGGCUACGGCGACAUCUACCCCAAGACCACGCUGGGCAAGCUCAACGCAGCCAUCAGCUUCUUGUGUGGCGUCAUCGCCAUCGCCCUGCCCAUCCACCCCAUCAUCAACAACUUCGUCAGGUACUACAACAAGCAGCGCGUCCUGGAGACGGCGGCCAAGCACGAGCUGGAGCUGAUGGAACUCAACUCCAGCAGCGGGGCUGAGGGCAAGACCGGGGGCUCCCGCAGUGACCUGGACAACCUCCCUCCGGAGCCUGCAGGGAAGGAGGCGCCGAGCUGCAGCAGCCGGCUGAAGCUCUCCCACAGCGACACCUUCAUCCCCCUCCUGACCGAGGAGAAGCACCACAGGACCCGGCUCCAGAGUUGCAAGUGACAGGAGGGCCCCCCAGGCAGAUGGACCAGGCGGUGGACAGACCGAUAGGUGUGGCAGGCAUGUCAUCGAUAGCACAGAAGGGCUGUCCUGUGUCCCCCCAACCCUCCCCUGGACAGACUCUGAAGGCCCUCCGGGCACCUCUGCCAAGGCUGGGUAAGACUCCUCUGUGUUGCCUGCUGUCCAGGAGCCGGGGAGGGAGGGGUGUGCAGGAGCCGCAGGGCCGUGUGGGGCGAGUGGAGGCCGCGGCCUGGUUGGCGCGGGAGCCCACGCCCGCUUCUGUAUCUCCCUCAAUAAAGCCUCCUGCUCUGUGCACCCUCC
Molecule: messenger RNA, 1665 nt
Organism: Mandrillus leucophaeus (drill)
Lineage: Eukaryota; Metazoa; Chordata; Mammalia; Primates; Cercopithecidae
Gene: KCNF1
Product: potassium channel, voltage gated modifier subfamily F, member 1
Exons: 3
Coding region: 1-1347 (448 amino acids)
Biological process (GO): potassium ion transmembrane transport
Cellular component (GO): voltage-gated potassium channel complex; membrane
Molecular function (GO): voltage-gated potassium channel activity
Source: RefSeq, a predicted model, not a curated record